Molecule: messenger RNA, 2136 nt
Organism: Saccostrea echinata
Lineage: Eukaryota; Metazoa; Mollusca; Bivalvia; Ostreida; Ostreidae
Exons: 1
Coding region: 10-1932 (640 amino acids)
Molecular function (GO): zinc ion binding
Source: RefSeq, a predicted model, not a curated record
CUUAGUGGCAUGGCUACGUGUGUCCCGCCUACAAAUGAAUUGAUUGUUUGUCCCAUAUGUUUUGAGGUUUUUCGGGAUCCGAAAACACUACCUCAAUGCCUGCAUACAUUCUGUAAGUCUUGCAUCUGUUCAUAUGCAUCGACAACCUUGAACAAAUUUUCAGAUAAGGUUAAUUUUAAUUGUCCUGUUUGCCGGAAGUGCUACGGCAAGGUAGAUGACAUUGAUGCAUGGUUAGAAAACCUACCAAACAACCAUUUAGUUGUCAGUUUGAUUAACCAAGAGAAAAUGGAAAGUAAAGAGACAUUGUGCGCCUACUGCAAAAGGCAAGAAAAAAAUGAACCUGCGAUAUACUCGUGCGCAGAAUGCUCUGAUAACCUUUGUGAGAAGUGUGUCAAAUUUCACGAGGUCAACAGGCUAACAAUGGAACACAAGGUGUGUCGUAUUGAAGCCCAAAAUCAGACUAAUUCCUUCAGCUCCGUCUUCUUUUGUAAGCAACACAACAGUAGAAAACUGGAAGUCUACUGUUUCGACCACGAGGAACCUUGUUGUCUGAUGUGCGCCACUGUAUCUCACAGAAAAUGCGAAAAGGUCAGUAGCUUGGACGAAUGUUCCUUAGAUUCUGCUGAAAAGUUACCAAGUCUGAGCAAAGAAUUUUGCGAACUAAAGACAGCGUGCGAAUCAGAGAUAGCCCGCAUAGAAGGUGACCAGGAGAAUUUCAAUAAAGAAUCAGAAAACAUAGAGGCCAGAGUUAAAGGUUUGACAGAGGAAAUAAUUCAGACCUUGAGAGACAAAGAAAGAAGUGCCCUUGAUAGUCUGGCAAAAAUUGAAAAGGAACAGACACUGGUAUUACAGACAAAGCUUGGGGAGUUACAGACUUUUCAAGAGAAGCUGGAGCGAAGUAUCCAACUGCUUCAAAAUUCUGAACGAUUCAGCAAGAUUGCACUGUUUUUGGAGAUUAAGAAGAUGGAAAAAGAUAUAUCGGACAUCCGUUUGCAAAUUAAAGAACUAGUGAAAGGUUACAAAAAACCAGUUUUAGACUUGCAUAUUAAUGAUUUCGGGCGUAAUUUUCAUUCAUCAUUAAAUUUAUUUUGUGAAAUUAAGGUUAAAUUGAAGAUCACUGACGUUGGCUAUCGGGCUGGAAAACUUGUGCUGGAAAAGUCACUGAACGUUCAAGAAAGCUCUUGUCUAACGGACGUUGAGGUUAUUAAUGGUAGUCAUUUGGUAACGGCAUGUCAAAAUAGUAAGGUGGUAUAUUUCUUAAAUGCGGAUGGUACUUUGUUGACAUCAAGUCGACUUCCUGGUACUCCCUGGGGUAUAGCAGCUCUCCGAAAACAUCAAUUUCAAUUCUGUGUCUCAAUGCGAGAUCCCAAUCUUGUUGGUAUUUACAAAGCAAAUAUUACAGAUUGUUGCAUUAUACGUUGCAAAGAAUUAAAACUGCCCCAUAAUGCAUGGGGUAUUUGUACAUUUGAUGGUAAAAUCAUUGUUUCCUUAGCGGAAACGACAAAGAGUCAAGUAUUUAGAGUUUAUGAUGAAGAAGGAAAUUACACUGAAGAACACCACUCGUAUGAUAAUUCAAGUUGUAACGGAAUCCAUGCCAUUUCAGACAGAUAUCUAUUAUACACUAUUCACUCUAACAAUUCUGUUUACUCGAAAGACCUGAGUAAUACUGAAGCUUCGACUAAACUAUGUAAAUCUUCAGAGAUGAGUAAUCCAAUAGGUAUUACAAGUGAUUCCGAGGGAAAUUUGUAUGUUGUAUGUUAUAGGUCUAGUUACGUCUUCCAGUUAGAUCCUAACGGAAAAUUCAUUAGAAAGAUUAUACAAAACGACCCAGCCGUCCAAAAUCCGUACGGCAUCCGUGUGACAUUAUUUUGUGAUGGAAUUAAAUUGUUGCUAACAUCUGGUGGAAAGAUUCUGAUCUAUAACUUCAGUUAAAUAUAAUUCAAACUGAACCUUAGAAGUUUCUCUGUUCGAUGUACUAUAUGAGCCAAACACAUAUUAAUUCACUGAAAUGUUAUUGGAUAAACCAUGCAAAAGACAACAUUGUUAAAAACCUUCAAUACGACAUUUGGAUUUCAUCAAGGCCUUACAUAAUGGAAUGACCUACCACUGUUACAUUACAAUAUUAUACACAAUAUA